CACCCAGGUCCCCUCUGCAAAUCCCGGCAUUGCACGGGGAAAGGCAGCCAGCUGGGGGACACGUCACCCAGCCGCGGGCAGUCCACGCCAACUGUUCCCGCCAGGCUCCCCCUUGCAGGAGACCUCUGCAAGGCGUCAGGAGUGGGGACGAGACACACAGUCAUGGGCGUGUGUUGCAGGUGACCAAGCCAGGGCAACAGGGAAAUGUAGAAGAUGAAAACAAGAAACGCUAUUUUCUUUUUCUCCAGAUGCUGUGCACCUGUGGGCGUGGAAGGCCGAGCGGUGGCCUGUGACAUCAGCGGGCGAUGCACUGUGACCUCGUGUCCCUUGCUGCUUGUCUCCGGGCACCAGCAGAGCCUGGGCCAGUCUGGCUCGUGCCUGGGCUCCUGCCGAGCGUGCCUGCGAGGUCUGGAGGGUCGAGCAAGGUUUCUCCUGGUGCUGGGUGGUGCUUUGGUGGCUGCCAUCGGCAGCUCUCAGUGCCCAUCCCAGAACCAUGCCCUGUGUUUCCCCAGCCCUGCCUGGUUCAGGCAGCUGGGCACCGCGGGGUGCGCUUGCAGCAGCGGAGCGCACGACAGCCGCCGCUGCAGCGCCAGCAAGAGGGAGCAGCUCCUUGUCCUCAGCGCUUCCCAGCUCACCUCAGCAUGCAGAGAGCAUGGCCACCGAGAGCGAGUGGAGCUGCCCCAUCUGCUGCGACGAUCAAGACGACAUCGCCUGCAGGGGCCUGCGGGGCUGGUGCCCUGGGCUCAAGUGGGCAGCUUCCCUCCUGCGGUCUGGGCGGACUUUUUCAAGAGCCACCCCAAUAACAUCAGGCCCCUGCUGCCCUGGGUGCGACAUGAGCUCGGGGUGCUCUACGAGGAGCAGUGGUGGGAGGUGGCUGCCGCGGAGGGGAUCAUUGUGGCCCACCUGUGCCUCUGGGGUCUGGACGAGGAGGUGUUGGUGCAGAAGCUGCAGAACUGCCUGUCACAACACACGCGGACAUUCGUCCCCCGGCUCAUCACCGCCGCCGUUCGCCUGUGCGGCUGGGCGGUCCGCCAGCACCUGGGCCAGCAGGACCCCCGCGCUGCCGGCGGGGAGGACAACGGCCCUGCAGCCAGCCCCAGCUCCACGGCCUCCCCGGGGUGGACUCCCGCUCCCCACCCGGCCUCCUCCAGCAGCGCUGCAGGCCCCGACGUGGAAGAGGAAGCCAGCACGUCAGAGGCCACCCUCCGCGGGGGUCCCGACAGCCGCCCAUCUGCGCCUGUCCCUGCAGAGCAAGAUCAGCCCCAGGAGGAGCCGGGGGAGGCGGCGGCGGCAGGUCCCUCUGCCCAGGGCUGCAGCCCCUCCGCUCCUGGCCGGGGCAGGGACCGCUUGCCCAGGGGGCCCUGGCGCCCCCCGAAGAGGAAGGCCUCCGGCCCCCGGGACUCUGCCCAGCCCUGCAAGAGGCCACCCCGCCGGCGGCACUAGCAGGGCUCUGUCAACCCUUGAUUCAAGGAAAAGGAAAUAAAUUCCUGUUUCCCUGA
Aquila chrysaetos chrysaetos is the source of this 1499-nucleotide messenger RNA. RefSeq lists its product as uncharacterized. The coding region runs from base 214 to 1443 and encodes 409 amino acids. The record is from RefSeq and is a predicted model, not a curated record. The transcript has 3 exons. Lineage: Eukaryota; Metazoa; Chordata; Aves; Accipitriformes; Accipitridae.